AUGCUCAACAUGCGUUUGGGCGGUGAUAUCGGGCGCAUGAAGAUCCACUUGCACGAUAUCCCGGGCCAACCUGUUCUGUUGAGCAUCAAAGGCUUGAAGGCUUUGGGCGCCGUGAUCGACUUCAGCACCAACGAGGCCAUCUUCAAUAAUGUCGACGCCCGGAAGGUGACGACCUUGGAGACAACACCUAGCGGUCACCAGCUUUUCCCGUUGGCUGGAGAUGUUCUUCAGAAUGCAUAUGAGCGCACAGCACCUUUUCGAGGUCUGAAGAACGAGACCGCCGGCUCGAGGGCCAGCGAGUAG
This is a messenger RNA of Symbiodinium sp. CCMP2592, 303 nucleotides long. The record is from the annotation of a GenBank genome assembly. NCBI's taxonomy places the organism in Eukaryota, Dinophyceae, Suessiales, Symbiodiniaceae.